Girardinichthys multiradiatus is the source of this 2913-nucleotide messenger RNA. RefSeq names its product acyl-CoA dehydrogenase family, member 11 (gene acad11). The record is from RefSeq and is a predicted model, not a curated record. Bases 174 to 2531 code for a protein of 785 amino acids. Gene Ontology annotation, molecular function: flavin adenine dinucleotide binding; oxidoreductase activity, acting on the CH-CH group of donors. Lineage: Eukaryota; Metazoa; Chordata; Actinopteri; Cyprinodontiformes; Goodeidae. The transcript is spliced from 20 exons. Gene Ontology annotation, cellular component: mitochondrion.
CCUGUAGAUUAAUUCAGUCUAGGUUUAGAUCUUGAACAAGAGCUAAUUAAAGGGCCAGAAGUCAUAGGAAUUGUGAAAUAGCCCUUUAUUGAAGGGCUCAACGUAGCUCUGAAUAAGAAGCCAACUUCAGCGCUGGGAAAAGUUUGCACAGCUCGGCUCCGCAGUGAAAGGUAAUGAUUAACCUAGAAGAACUGAUUAAGAUUUACCUUCAUAACUGCGACAUGGAAGAGCAAACAACACCUGUACGAGUGCAGCACAAGUUUAAUGUGGGCAACCUUCACAGAUACCUGUGGGUGAAGUCACUGGUGUCGAAUGACGACACUCUGACUGUUAGACAGUACAGUGCUGGUCAGUCUAACCCGACCUUCCUGAUCCAGACAUCUUCAAUCAGUUAUGUUCUCAGGAAGAAGCCCCCCGGUGAGCUGUUGCCAGGGGCUCACAAGGUGGAUAGAGAAUACCGGGUCCAGAUGGCUCUUUUCUCUGCUGGUUUUCCCGUCCCUCAGCCUCUUUUGUACUGUACAGAUGUUGAAGUAAUAGGAACAGAGUUCUACUUGAUGGAACAUGUGAAGGGCCGCAUCUUCAGGGAUUUUCAGCUCCCUGGAAUGAGUCCAGCUGAAAGAACUGCUGUGUAUGCUGCUGCAGUGGAAAUUCUAGCAAAGCUGCAUUCACUGGAUUUAUCAUCACUAAAGCUUGAAGGGUUUGGAAGAGGGCCGGGAUACUGCAAGAGACAAGUGUCCACCUGGACGAAGCAGUACACCGCAUCAGCCCAUAGAGACAUUCCGGCUAUGAAUAAGCUCUCUGAUUGGUUGAUGAGCAACUUACCAGAUAAAGAUGAUGAGGUCACGCUCGUCCACGGAGAUUACCGGAUUGAUAACUUGAUAUUCCACCCAACUGAGGCCCGUGUGAUCGCAUUGUUGGACUGGGAGCUCUCCACCACUGGGAACCCUCUAGCAGACCUGGCCUACUUCCUCAUGCCUCUCUACUGGCCCGCGGAUCUCAACAUUACAAGCUCCAUAGGCAGCCUAAAAGGAAUACAAGGCAUUCCAGCAGCUGGUGACCUGAUCUCCAUUUACUGCCAUUGUCGGGGGAUCCAUUCUGCUUCUUUUCCGCAGCUGAAUUUCUACUUGGCUCUGUCUCUCUUUAAAAUGGCUUCAAUUGCUCAGGGUAUCUAUGCUCGUUACCUGCUGGGUAAUGCCAGCGCCCCUAAUGCAGAUCAGUUUGGCCAGAAUGUCGAGCCUUUGGCUAAAAUUGCCCUCCAACUUGCCAACAGUCCUCUAGCAGGCCUGACAAAAGACAGGCUGUUCCUGCAGACUGCCAAAGGCCAGGCUGUGGUCCAGCAGGUUAAAGACUUCAUGCAAGAAUACGUGCUUCCUGCUCAGCAGGAAGUUGCAGAGUACUACGCUAAACACGCUCAGUCUCCUCUGAGGUGGCACACCCCCAAAAUAAUAGAGGAUCUAAAGGUGAAAGCCAAGCAGGCCGGGCUGUGGAACCUGUUUCUUCCUGCAGUCAGUGGACUCACUCAGUUGGAUUAUGCCUACAUCGCCGAACAAACUGGCCGCUGCCUCUUUGCUCCUGAUGUCUUUAACUGCCAGGCUCCAGACACAGGAAACAUGGAGGUGCUCCAUAUGUUUGGCACCGGGGAGCAGAAGAAGAAAUGGCUGGAGCCUCUUCUCAGUGGAGAAAUCCGCUCCUGCUUCUGUAUGACAGAGCCUGAUGUUGCUUCCAGCGAUGCGGCCAACAUGGAGUGCAGUCUCCACAAGGACAAAAACACCUACAUCAUAAACGGCAAAAAGUGGUGGAGCAGUGGUGCAGGCAAUGCCAAAUGUAAAGUGGCCAUUGUGAUGUGCAGGAGCAGCUCUGAUGCUGGUCGCAACAGGCACGGGCAGCACAGCAUGAUCCUCGUACCCAUGGACACGGCGGGUGUAAAGCUCAUCCGACCACUCACCGUGUUCGGACACGAUGAUGCCAUCCAUGGUGGCCACUUUGAGGUGCACUUUGAAAAUGUGCGAGUACCAGCAUCCAACAUGAUCCUGGGUGAGGGCAGAGGAUUUGAGAUCGCUCAGAGGCGUCUGGGACCAGGCAGGCUGCACCACUGUAUGAGAGCCGUUGGCUUGGCCGAGCAGGCGCUGCAGCUGCUGUGUCAGCGGGCUGCUUCCAGGCAAACGUUUGGGAAAAACCUUUAUCAGCAUGAAGUUAUCGCUCACUGGAUUGCAGAGUGCCGUCUCAUGAUUGAGCAGACCCGCUUGCUGACUCUCUCUGCUGCUCAUGCCUUGGAUACUCUGGGCAGCAGGGCUGCUCGCAAACAGAUCGCUAUGAUCAAGGUGGCAGCAGCCAGGAUGGCCUCUAAGGUGGUGGACUGUGCCAUCCAGGUUCAUGGAGGCGCAGGAGUGUCGGAUGACUUCCCUCUAGCACAGAUGUAUUCGUAUGCACGGACUCUGCGAAUUGCUGAUGGACCAGAUGAAGUGCACCUUUCCACCAUUGCAAUACUAGAACUAAAGGAUCAGCUGAAGCAGGCCCGGGCCAGGCUAUAAAAACCUCAAUCAUUGACCAUCAACUGAACCCUAAUAGUUCUACAUAUACAGUAUAAAUAUGAUGAUCUGAAUGCGAGUCUUGCCAUUUCUGUUGGGGAAAAUAAAAUACUUAUCUAUGGAAUUCUAUGAAUUAAUAUUUUAAAUGUUAAAAUGAAAGUAAUAAAUUGUAGGACUGUCAUGGAGGCAGUUUUUCAGUGCAGCAUUUUACACAAACACCAAAUGACUUUCUGGGUGAUUUUUUUGUUGUAUCUUGAGAUAACUCGAGUCCAUUUAGGCCUUAAAUGACUGGACAAGAAUGCAGAUGAUGUUUUGUUAUUAUAAUCAGAGCUUAGCUGCUUCUCUGGAUGAAGAUGUGAAGGAAAAUAAACGGUAAAUAAAUAAA